Molecule: messenger RNA, 3216 nt
Organism: Lytechinus pictus (painted urchin)
Lineage: Eukaryota; Metazoa; Echinodermata; Echinoidea; Temnopleuroida; Toxopneustidae
Exons: 7
Coding region: 1-783 (260 amino acids)
Molecular function (GO): 2-oxoglutarate-dependent dioxygenase activity
Source: RefSeq, a predicted model, not a curated record
AUGCUGAAGAUACGUGACACAUUCACAGCAUCCAAGAAAUUCUUUGAGCUGUCAGAGAAAACUAAGCUGAACUACAUUGGCCAAAAUGACAGCAAAUUCUCUAUUCAUGGUUUUGAAGAGACAGAAAAAGAACAGUGCUGUCCAGAAAGAGAACGGGAUCUCAAGCAGUGUUUUAACUACACAGUCAAAGCAGCAACAGAGGAUAUGUGGCCCGAUGAGACGAUACCUGAGUUCAGACAAUCGAUGGAAGAGCUUUAUAGAUGGUGUACAAAGCUAAACCACAGGAUACUUGAUGUUAUUGGUCAUUGCCUCAAAUUACCGGAUCCUCAUUACCUCAAGAAUUUACACAGAGGUCUUGGGACAAAAGCUAAUUGUACUAUUUUAAGGUCGCUGUACUAUCCUCCACCCGAGUUUGAGAAGGUCAAAGAGAAUCAGAUCAGAUGUGGAGAGCAUACAGACUACGGUGGAAUCACGUUACUCUUCCAAGACAAGCAAGGAGGUCUUGAGGUUCAAGAUGUUGAAGGUGAUUGGAUAUCAGCCAAGCCGGUAGAAGAUGCAGUCAUCGUCAAUCUUGGGGAUCUUAUGCAAAUGUGGACAGCAGAAAAACUCAUCGCUUCAGUACAUCGGGUUAUCAUGCCUAAGACUUCUGAACCCAGACAAUCCAUCGUGUUCUUUGGUCACCCGGAUGAUGACGCGAUCAUUGAAUGCAUCGAUGGAAGCAAUAAGUACCCUCCAGUAAAUAGCUUGGAGUACCUUGAGAAAAGACUAUAUGCGACGUACUAGACAAGAACUAUUUCUACAUGUAUAUCAGAUUGUUUUUAUCGGCAAUAUUAUAAACUUGUUUUUAAAUCGUAAUUUGAAAUGGAGAUGAUUGGAUGAAAUGUAUUUACAUCAAGAGAACGUUGUGAUAUUUCGGGCCCGGUCUUACAAAGAGUUACAUUUGAUCCAAUCAAUCUCAACUGCAUGGAAAUCCAUCCAUGCCAUAAUUUUUUUCUACAGGAAAUUUGCACGAUCUCCUUUAUAGCAAACAAAGAGAAUCGCGCUGAUUCUUUGAGAGAACAAUGUAUGUAUGGACAUACAUCAUAUCUAGAAAAUACUUUUAACAAAUCUGCAUUUUUGAUGUUGACAUUGCUGGCUGUCCAUAGUUAAGAUUGAUUGGAUCAAUCGCAUCUCUUUGUAAGUCGGGGGCCUCUGGAUGAAUGUAAUUACUCAAUGUAUCAUUGGUUACUGAUAACAAAGAUACUACAAAGGGAAGAUCAGACAGUACAUAGACCGCAUAAUGAAACGCUCGGGAAGAGCGCCCUACAGCGUUGUGUAAGUAACAAACUUUUUCUACCUUUGCGUAUCGCGAGAUGGUUGUGUACAAAACAUAUGAGAGAAAUGGUGAAGGGUUGAAGGAAUAGACGAUUUUUAUAUUAAGAAUUUUUUUUUCUUCAAUUUUCCCCCUUUAAUUUGUGAUGAAUAUAUUUUAGAGGUGUCUUGGUAAUAAAACGUGGAAUUAUUCCCAUGCGCCACCCUUAAGCCCUCUCCAAACUCCCCUCUCUCAUUUUCCCCAUAUGUUUUAUACACAGUCGCGUGCCGAUAUGCGAAGGUUUACCUACUCAACGCUGUUGGGCGCCCUUUCCCCAUAAGCAUUUAUCAAGCGUUUCAAAUAAUCGUCGAAGUGUCCGGUCUUCCCCUUGUAGUAUCUUUGUUGAUAAUCAAAAGAAAACUGCUGAAUUUUGUGAAUUUUUUCAAAAUGGGCUGAUCAAUGCACUUGUUUUGUUUUAGUCCUAACAUAGCACUUCAUCCUCAGGCAAGAGCUUAACCUGCCUUGCUUCUCAUCACUCUGUGAACGAGAUGACCAAUAGCUGAAAAUGUCCACCAGGAGUGGGGAAGGCACAUUAUUUAUUUAAAGGAGAAUGAAACCCUUGAAACCAGCUGAAUCCAUAUCAAAGAGAAAAAUCAAAGAAACAUAUUGUUGAAAGUUUGAGGAAGAUUGAAUGAAUAAUAAGAAAGUUAUGAGCAUUUAAAUAUUGAGAUCACUAAUGCCAUGUAGAUCCUCCCAUUGGCAAUGCGACCAAGAUCUGUGAUGUCACACACGUACAACUCCCUCAUUACUUUAGUACUUAUUUCACUUAUAUUCUCACUUUUAUAGAGUCUAACCCAAGGUGAUGUGUUCUCUUUAUGAGAGGACAAGUACAGAGGUUUCACAACAUUAUAUCAUUGAUGAAUCGUUUGUCAUAUGAUUAGAAUGAGCAAAAAGAGAUGUUUUGGGGUAUAUUUUCAGUGUCCAAAAGGGGAGAGUUGUUCAUCUGUGACAUCAUAGAUCUUGGUCGCAUUGCCAAUGGGAGGAUCUCCAUAGCAUUAGUGAUCUCGACAUUCAAAUGCUCAUAACUCUCCUAUUGCUAGUCCUAUUUUACUCAAACUUUUGUUGAUCUUAUUCUUUGAUUUUUCUGCUUUCACAAAAGCUAACUUGCUCCAAGAGUUUCAUUCUCCUUUAAGAGUGAUAUUUCAUAUAUUAUCGGAAUUUUUCCUCACACAUUGGCAAAUUUUUAAGCAUAUAUCCAACUUGAUUGCAAAAGAAAUGUCUUGAACUGAAUAAUUAUGAAUGGGGGACUUAUUUUUACCUAUGUUAGCAUACUAUAAACCCAACCCAUUCCCUGCGCAGAAAAUUUUAGAGUAUCAUUAUUUUUUGCAAAAGUACUUUUUUAAAAACUCAAUUUAAUUUGUAAGAUUUUUUUUGGUCCAUUUAUCAAGGGGUAAAAAUUGUUGUUUUACUAUCAGUUAUUUCAUGUUAGAUAUAAAGAAAUAAAGGAUAUUUUAGGUUGCCUUUAUCAUGCAAGUGACAUGCUAUAAAUAGUACAAAAAAUGUUUAGGCUAAAAAAAAUGAAAAAAUGAAUAGUUUCUUGUAGCCUUCCAAAAGCAUAAGUUAACUUCAAGACUGUAUGAAAUAAAAACAUAAAUAUUACUAACUGAAAUAAUGCUUUAGUGUUAAAUAUAUGUGUAAAUAUCCUUUUCUAAACAUAUGAAGAUGAAUAGAUAAAAUGAAGGAGUACUUCUUUACAUUACCAUCUUUAAAAAAAAAUUAAGAUGGUAUCUUUGAAGAAAAAGAUAAAAAAGAGUAGCACAGGUAUCUAUGAAUUGGUUGAAAAUUAGACAUUUGUACAUUUUUUGAAACCAGAUUGAUUAAAAAUGUACGGUUCGAUCCCUUUUAAAUUUUUUGCCUUGUAAAUA